Bactrocera tryoni is the source of this 3922-nucleotide messenger RNA. It is a transcript of the gene pigs, whose product is annotated as GAS2-like protein pickled eggs. Bases 117 to 3050 code for a protein of 977 amino acids. The transcript is spliced from 8 exons. The record is from RefSeq and is a predicted model, not a curated record. NCBI's taxonomy places the organism in Eukaryota, Metazoa, Arthropoda, Insecta, Diptera, Tephritidae. Gene Ontology annotation, biological process: protein localization to microtubule plus-end; microtubule bundle formation; actin crosslink formation. Gene Ontology annotation, molecular function: microtubule binding; cytoskeletal adaptor activity; actin filament binding. Gene Ontology annotation, cellular component: actin filament; cytoplasm; stress fiber.
AAACGAGCAAUAAUUAAUAAAUUUUAAUAAAACUGAAAAACGAACGCUUAAAAGCAUAGUCGGUCGGUUAGUGUAUUAAUUGUAACCAAAAUAGUAUUUUUAAAAGACCCACAAAAAUGGCAAUGCUCGAGGCCCGGCCUUAUCGGCCUUUCAAAUCGAGCGAGGAAUACUUGGAGGCGAUGAAGGAGGACUUGGCCGAGUGGUUGAGCACGCUCUAUCCAGAUUUAAACAUAAAUGCGGAGAAUUUUAUGGAUCGUCUAGAUACUGGAGUCGCACUAUGCAAGCACGCGAACUAUGUACGCCAAGCGGCUGAGGAUUACUUGGCUCGCCGUCAGGCCCGCAACAAAUCGAUGACGCGCUCAAUGACUUCCGGCUCGGCCGGCCCCAUUCUCGCCAUGGGUAAUGUACAUUACUUGCCAGCAGCUAAAAGCGGAACAUUCUUUUCACGCGACAAUGUGUCCAAUUUUAUAACCUGGUGCAGGAAAAGCCUUAAAAUAAUCGAGUGCCUACUAUUCGAAACGGAUGAUUUGAUAAUGCGAAAGAACGAGAAACAUGUGAUCCUUUGUCUGUUGGAAGUGGCGCGUCGCGGCGCUAAGUUUGGUAUGCUCGCACCCAUGCUGGUGCAGAUGGAGCGGCAAAUCGAUCGAGAAAUCGCCGCCGACAACAAAGCGAAUGGAAUUGGGUGUGGCACACAAACAGACAACGCCGAUGCGACUGGCACACAAACCGAGAUCGGCAUCAAUACCGAUAAUGUCGCCACAGAAACCGAUAUGUUCGACAGCGAUUCGGAGAAUGAGGACGACGACGAUAAUAGCCCGAUGCUGAUGUAUGGCCCACAACCGCAAAUUAUCACCAACGAUUUGAAGAGUUUGGAUGAGAUGGUCAGAGAUUUGGUCGAGAAGUGUACGUGUCCAUCGCAGUUCCCAAUGGUACGCGUGUCGGAGGGCAAAUAUCGAAUUGGCGAUACGAAGGUGUUAAUAUUUGUACGGAUUCUACGCUCUCACGUUAUGGUACGUGUCGGCGGUGGUUGGGACACUUUGGCUCACUAUCUGGAUAAGCACGAUCCUUGCCGUUGUAAAGCACAGCAUCGUUCAUCAGUUGCAGCACGCCUGGUGCCACGCACCACCAACCAAACUAACGGAGGCAUUGAAUUGCACAAAGCACAAGUCAUCUAUGAGCGCUCACCGCCGUCUACGCGUAAAAUUAUUUCCAACUUCAACAAUCAGGCUGCCGGCAAUGGAUCCGCAACAUCAUCGCCCAUUUCCAACAAUAACUCUUACAAUUUGUCACCCAAUUUCGGCAAUAAUAAUAAGCAAAUCAGUCGCAGUCCCACGCCUCAACGUAAGUUUCUUAAUCACCACAAUACUGCGAAUGCAACAGAUGGCGCUGUUGGAGAAAAACUUUUAACAGCAAAUGGCACAAAUGGUGCUGCAACAUUGUCGCCUUCACCAAAUUUAGCACGUCGUUCCAUGUCGCCCAGCCCGCGCCGACUUAUUGAUAUGCGUAAGAAGCAGAGCUCGUUGGAUUCAAGUAACGGUAGUGGUCCCAAAUCCUUGCCAAUUUGCAGUGAAACCGUGGGCAAUCAUAUACAAUUUGAUGGACUCAACUAUACGGCUGGACAAACUGAGAAUGCCGUUACGCAAGUGGGAACCGGCAACACGGAUGCCAGCACAAAUGGCACAAACAAUAAAUUCGAAAAUAUCAGUGACAAUGGCAGUGAAAUCAGCGAUGAGGGCUAUCGUAGUCUGGGUGUGAUACAAUCAAAUGCCCAAAAGCGUGAGUCACUGCACAGUCAGGCUUCGGUGGAGGACGCUGAAAGUAAUGCGCGUCUUGAUCAGACCUCCAGUGAUUCACAACUAUCACCAGUCGAUGAUUUGACCAUAUCUAACAAGGCAGUCGACAUACUUGGCUCCGAUUUUAACAGCACACCUAUGGAGCUGAAUAUUGAUGCUGGACCGCAGUCACUGCCAGCUGUACUCACCACACCGGCACAAAAUUUUACGCAAAUCAAUCUGGCAGAUAAUUUCGAACGAUCAGGAAUCUUUAUAACCGACGAUGAAAUCACUGUUGAUGUGGCAAAUGCCACGGGUUUGCGCAAAACUGGAUUUUCCAACAAGAUUUUCGGCGGCGAUGAUGUUACCGAUAACAGUGUCGCAACGAGUAAGGAACCAAAAGAUAAUAAUGUGGGUAAAAGUAGUAAAAUACCACGCUCGCCAGUAGCGCCGCGCCGACGUAGUCUCGACAACAGCAAUUGCAGCAGCGCCAGCAUGCAGGACAUUUCGACGCGUACCGGCCUGCCGGUAUUCAACCGCAAACAGCCCGUUUACCGUUCCGUACGUCGUCCGGCCACCGAAAUCAACAGGAAUAGUGACAAUGUAUCCGCCGCAGCCGCGACGCGUAAAUCAACAACGCCACCCGUGCGUGAGGUCACAAACACUUGGAGUGGACGCGCCGCAGCCGGCAAAAAGCGCCCGACACUCAAUGCCGACACCUUCACCGCGCACAAUGGUGCCGCAACACCCAGCAGCGGCAAUGCCUUCGAACGUAACACACGCACACGCUCCUCUCAGAUACUUUACGACAGCAAUGGACGUCGCGUACGCGGUUGCACGGCCUCACUUACCACCUCGCCGGUAAAGAACUACAAUACGUCACCAUUGGCGCAACAACUACUCGAAGCGGCCAGCAGCGCCAAAAAUGAUGCACAAAUUCUAGAAAAAAUGAAAGUAUUACUCUCACGCUAUUCCAGCAACAGCAAUGCGCCCAAUGGCAGCGUCACAAAUGCCAGAACACCAGCUGGCGGCAACAGCAACAAUAAGAAGCCCGUCUACGAGGACUUCACAUCAGCCUGGGUGCACAGCAAUGGCAAUCUGGAGCGUUCCAACAGUUGUUCACCACCCACAAAAAGUCUCUCGAAACGCAGCUCGGCCGCCUCCUCCACAGAGAGCACACAAUCGCGCGAGGUGGCUUCGGUCAUUGUUUCGCCGCGACGCGAUCGCGGUUUAUCCAAAAUUCCAGCACCGACACGACAACACACCGAGCUGUACUAACACACGAUGCAAAUGCCCGCCAGGCUGCGCAUACAGCAGAGGGCAAUAAUGUUGCAGCAACGAAAAAGACAAGUGUAAGAAGUGUUUGGAGUAGUGCUGGUCGAGGAAGUACCCAAUGCAGCCAAGCAUUUUACCCGUUAACGUUAAUUAUGUAUGUCUGUAGGUAGUUUUAUAAUUUUCUAAGCUGUAGUGUGAAAUUUUAAAAUGGAAAGUAAUAUUUUUUUUCUGGUUAUGGCAACCGAAAAAAGUUUAAUGAUAAUUUUUAUACGAAACUAAUUUUUAUAUGACAUUAAUUUUAUUACUGCACAAUUUCGGUUUUUAUUUUUGUUUUUUUUUUAUUCAAAGCUCUUCUAACAACGGACAGUAAAGGUAACUGUAAUUUUUUAUAUGAAUUCCGCUUUUGUUUGCGUGAAUAAAACGCUUAGCCGUACUUCUAUGUUAUGUUUUAUUAGCAAUGCGUACGCCACGGCGUGUACUUAUCGCGGAGAUUUUUGAAGAAAAAGCUUUUCUCACGUCAGUGAUGUGCAAUUAUGACAAGUAAAACACUAUUAAAAUCAAAAAAAGUUAAUUUCAAAAUUUUAUAAAAAUUAAUGAAAAUACUUUCUUUUGUUGAAGCGUUCGCACUAAUUGUACAUACCAUAUAUUGUACUAGUAUAUUAUAUAAAAAUAUAUAACUGUCACAAAUGCCUAAAAUAUAAACAUAUAUGUAUGUAUACCAAAAAUAAUUUACAAACACAUGUUGAAUACAGUAUUUUCUUUAACUAAACCAGUCACAAUUAGCAUAAACCAACGGGAUCUGCCACAGCGGAAUUAAUAGUUUUCCAGGAGCUUAGCACUGACAGCUUGAAACUGACAAUUAACGGCAAUAAUUU